This is a messenger RNA of Plasmodium malariae, 492 nucleotides long. It is a transcript of the gene CAP, whose product is annotated as cyclase-associated protein, putative. Gene Ontology annotation, molecular function: adenylate cyclase binding; actin binding. Lineage: Eukaryota; Apicomplexa; Aconoidasida; Haemosporida; Plasmodiidae. The transcript has 2 exons. Gene Ontology annotation, cellular component: cytoplasm. Bases 1 to 492 code for a protein of 163 amino acids. The record is from RefSeq and is a predicted model, not a curated record. Gene Ontology annotation, biological process: cytoskeleton organization; regulation of adenylate cyclase activity.
AUGACGACUAGCGAAGCGACAAUAAACCUGAAAGAUAAUCAGUGGGAUGUGUCAAACUACAAAAAUGAAGAGAUCGUUAAGUUAAACAAAGUGGAACUUAAUCAUGCUGUGAACAUAUUUAAUUGUGAAAACAGUACAAUUGUUAUAGAAAAUGAAAAAUUUAAAUCAUUACAAAUACAAAAGUGUGUAAAAUGUAAUGCCGUUUUAAAAAAUUUAAUAUCAUCUAUCGAAAUAAUACAUUCAAAAAAUAUAAAAAUUCAAAUACUGGGUAAAUGUUCUUCCCUCUCUGUUGAUAAAUCUGUAGGGGUACAAAUAUAUUUGUCAAAGGAAAACACGGACUGUGAGUUUACAACUGCCUUGUCAUCAGAAAUGAAUAUUCAUUUAGAAAAUGCGGAGGGGGAUUGGAACGAAAUUACAAUCCCUGAGCAAUUUCAACAUCAUUUGCAGGAUGGAAAACUCAGCACGCGAGUUUCGGACCUAUACAAUUUUUAA